AUGGGGAACAGAUUGGGAGGCAGAAAAACAGCCAAGGUGAUGAAGAUAGACAGCCAGACAUUCAAGUUAAAGACACCAGUGCGAGUGUGGGAGACAGUCAAGGACUACCCAGGUCAUGUUUUGAUAGAAUCAGAAGCCUUCAAGCAUUUUGGAAUUCGAGCAAAGCCAUUAGAACCACAAAGGGAAUUGAAGCCAAAGAAGCUUUAUUUUCUCUUGGAAAUUCCCAAGCAUUCAGGAGACAGGACAGUGAGGAGGGUUCAGUCAGGUAUCAAUAUGAAUGCAGUUGACCGACUUCAGAGCCUCAUGUUGUCCCGGAGGUCAGUCUCAGACCUUUCCACCAUCAAACAGACAACAAGCAUCAGACCAUUAAAUUGUGGUGCAAUUCGGGUGCAACUGAGGCUGCCAAAGUCACAGUUGAUGAAAUUAAUCCAGGAGAGCAAGGAUAAUGAAGAGGCAGCCGAGAAGAUAAUGGAUCUUUGCAUGGAAAAGGCCAGCAAUAAUAUUCAUGGAGCUGCAUCAAGUAACAACGUUGAGGGCCAUGGUCUAGGGCAGCAGCAAGGGAAUUGGAAGCCUGGACUUGGUAUCACAAGAGAAAGUUACAACUUGCCUGGAUGA
This is a messenger RNA of Vitis vinifera (wine grape), 615 nucleotides long. RefSeq lists its product as uncharacterized. The transcript has a single exon. The coding region runs from base 1 to 615 and encodes 204 amino acids. The record is from RefSeq and is a predicted model, not a curated record. NCBI's taxonomy places the organism in Eukaryota, Viridiplantae, Streptophyta, Magnoliopsida, Vitales, Vitaceae.